Messenger RNA from Rhipicephalus sanguineus (brown dog tick), 870 nucleotides. RefSeq lists its product as uncharacterized. NCBI's taxonomy places the organism in Eukaryota, Metazoa, Arthropoda, Arachnida, Ixodida, Ixodidae. The transcript is spliced from 6 exons. The record is from RefSeq and is a predicted model, not a curated record. Bases 52 to 870 code for a protein of 272 amino acids.
AGUGACAAGUGACACGCGCAGUGGUUCCACUGCGUUGUUUCUUUCGCCAAAAUGGGCGAUGUCUUUUGCCUCGUGAUAUUACAAAACGGUAACCGGCGAAAGCUGAAGCUGGCGACGGGAACCUACGCCGAGUUCCUGGAGAAACUGACGGCAAUCGUGGAUGUCGAUCUCGAAGACACGCUGAUCCAGAUGUUUGACUCUGACCUGGACGACUUUGUGGACCUUGUACCUGAAGACGAAAUUCCAAACAAAGCAAAGCUACGUGUCGUCUCGAGGAGUGCUUCAAUUCUGUGCACUGCGGCAAUGGCUACUGGUGGUCAGAAUGCCACACUCAAGUCUCCAAUAAAUCUUUGUGCAAUCCAGCCAGCUUCAGUCCAAGAACAAGGGGAAGUUUCGUUGCAAGCAUGUGACAUCGGAAUUCAAGAGGCCGGCAGCGAUACACUGGAGACGUCUCAAGCUGUGCUGACCGUGACGCGAAUUGAAGACACACCGUAUGCAGUUCUGUCCUACAGGCAAGUGAGCGGCAGUGACGAGAUGCAAGUUGAUGACACUGCCAUCAGUCACACGUCAAUGCACAACAGCGAUGACUCUCUCAAGUUCGUGCUGCCUCCAUCCUUCGGCGUCUGGUGCGACACAUUUUUGCAAAGCAAGCGGCCAGUCACUGCAAAAGUCAAGACGCACAUCAUCUCUGUUCUCUUCAAGGCUUGCUACGGAGUGACUCCAUAUCCAACACCGAGGCUGUACAACAAAGUACUUGACUCGCUGGUGGCAAAGUACCCACACGUGAUGGAAGGAAAGUACAACAGGGUGUCGGCUAGAAGGUCUUGCCUCCUAGCGGCUUCCUCGGCCCGCUGGAUUGCCCAGAGCUGA